Salmo salar (Atlantic salmon) is the source of this 6928-nucleotide messenger RNA. RefSeq names its product semaphorin-5B. Gene Ontology annotation, cellular component: plasma membrane. Lineage: Eukaryota; Metazoa; Chordata; Actinopteri; Salmoniformes; Salmonidae. The record is from RefSeq and is a predicted model, not a curated record. Gene Ontology annotation, biological process: neural crest cell migration; semaphorin-plexin signaling pathway; axon guidance. Gene Ontology annotation, molecular function: chemorepellent activity; semaphorin receptor binding.
CAGUUGGAGUUGCGAUGGUCCUUGUACUAGCAUCCAAUUCACAGAGAGAACGCAGUAACCAGCGCAGGUCGUUCUGUGAGCGACACACAUCGAAGAGAGGAGAUACACUUCCAAUGAGGUAGCCUGACGAAUCAAGUUGAGCCCUCGAGUUUUGCGUGACAUUUCGAACAAGUUGGAAAAAACAUCAAAGGUUUCUAAAGGGUAGAACAGCCCUCAGCCCAUCCCUGUAGCCGCAGGACCAUGUGCCAGUGAUGACUAGCUGUUGUAUUCCAGAGGCCCACCUUGGAAGUUAGAGGAGAGGCUCCGCCCCAUCACCAUGAUGGCAACGUUGCCGCGGUACGCCACCCCCAUGUCUGUGCCUGGCAUGUUGCUCCUCCCCCUGCUCCUGCUGCUCCUCCCCAUCGCGCUGUCCCAGAAACCCCUGCUUCUCUCCCCACCCGACCCCACGCCCGCCCCCCUGUACCUUUCCCGGCCGGAGUGCACCCGGAGAGAGCACCCUGUGGUCACCUUCCAAGCCCUGAGUCCUUGGAUCUCUAUUUUCUCCCACCCGGGCGUGAGAGACUACUCCCAACUGACCCUUGAUCUGACCAGGAAUGAGCUGAUAGUGGGUGCAAGAAACUUCCUCUUCAGAUUGAGUCUCAACAACGUGUCUCUCAUCCAGGCAACAGAAUGGAUUCCAGAUGACGACACCAGGAGGUCCUGUCAGAGCAAAGGGAAGACUGAGGUAGAGUGUCAGAACUACCUCCGCGUGCUACUGGUCAAUAAGACUGAGGUCAUCACCUGUGGAACCAACGCCUUCCAGCCCCUCUGUAUCACCCGGGAGGUGGGGAACAUGUCCAGCGUGUUGGAUCGUGUGAACGGCGUGGCACGGUGUCCGUAUGACCCUCGCCAUAACUCCACGGCGGUGGUGACGGAGAGUGGUGAGCUGUUCGCCGCCACUGUCAUAGACUUUUCGGGUCGCGACCCCGUCAUCUACCGGAGCCUAGGAGGCAUGCCACCCCUCCGGACUGCCCAGUACAACUCCAAGUGGCUCAACGAACCCCAUUUCAUCUCAGCGUACGAUGUGGGUCUCUUCACCUUUUUCUUUCUGCGUGAGAACGCUGUGGAACACGACUGUGGGAAGACUGUCUACUCCCGGGUGGCCCGGGUCUGUAAGAACGACAUCGGGGGACGGUUUCUACUGGAGGACACCUGGACCACCUUCAUGAAGGCCAGGCUGAACUGCUCGCGCUCAGGAGAGAUCCCCUUCUACUAUAACGAGCUGCAGAGCACCUUCUAUCUGCCAGAACAAGACCUCAUCUAUGGGAUAUUCACCACCAACGUGAACAGUAUAGCAGCAUCUGCAGUGUGUGCAUUUAACCUUAGCUCCAUCACCCAGGCCUUCAACGGGCCCUUCCGUUCCCAGGAGAACCCCCGCUCUACCUGGCUGCCCACCCCCAACCCCAUCCCCAACUUCCAGUGUGGGACCAUAGAUGAUGACGGCGGUCCUAACGAUGGUCUGACGGAGCGCAGCCUCCAGGACGCCCAGCGGCUGUACCUGAUGAACGACGUGGUGCAGCCCGUCUCUGUGGACCCCUUGGUCAUGCAGGACGAUGUGCGCUUCUCCAGGCUGGUGGUGGACAUCGUACAGGGUCACGACACCCUCUACCACGUCAUGUACAUCGGCACAGAAUACGGCACCAUCCUGAAGGCCCUGGCCACCACCAAUAAGAGCCUUCAGGGGUGUUACCUGGAGGAGAUCCAGCUCCUCCCCCCUGGGGUGCGGGAGCCAAUCCUGAACCUGCAGAUCCUUCACAGUGAUAGGUCACUGUUUGUAGGACUCAACAACAGAGUUCUGAAGAUUCCAUUGGAGAGAUGCUCCAACUACAAGACUGAGACGCUAUGCCUGGAGGCACGGGACCCCUACUGUGGCUGGGACAGAAAACAGAGACGCUGCACCACUCUAGAGGACAGCUCCAACAUGAGCCAGUGGAGUCAGAACAUCACUGUGUGUCCGCUGAGGAACCAGACCACCAAUGGCGACUUUGGACCCUGGACGGCGUGGCAACCAUGCAGCAAUGACGAUGGCGACGGCACCAGCUCCUGUCUGUGUCGCUCCAGGGCGUGUGACAAUCCCUCUGCUCGCUGUGGUGGGAGGAACUGUGAGGGGUCCACCAUCGAAGUCUCCAACUGCUCCAGAAACGGAGGAUGGACACCAUGGUCGUCAUGGGGACAGUGCAGCACCACCUGUGGAACAGGGUUUGAGAUGCGCCAGCGCUCCUGCAACAACCCCUCGCCCCGACAUGGGGGACGUGUGUGUGUGGGCCCGGUCAGGGACGAGAGGUUCUGUAACGAGGGUGUAUCGUGUCCCCAGCCUAUCUUCUGGUCCCUAUGGGGUGCCUGGGCUAAGUGCAGUGCAGAUUGUGGAGGAGGGGUCCACUCCAGGGUCAGAAGCUGUGAGAACGGGAACAGCUGCCCAGGCUGCGCAUUGGAAUACAAGGCAUGUAACCUGGAGGCUUGUCCAGAGGUGAAGAGGAACACCCCUUGGACCCCGUGGAUGCCUGUCAACGUGACGCUGGGCGGAGCACGCCAAGAGCAGAGGAUGCGCUACAUGUGCCGCGCCCAGCUGGCAGACCCCCACGAGCUGCAGAUUGGACGACGCAAAGUAGAGACCCGCUUCUGCCCCAAUGACGGCAUGGCCACCUGCGAGACUGACACUCUGGUGGAGGACCUCCUGAGGACCCCUGUGGUACGAGUGGCGGGCUCCGGCUGGUCGUCAUGGGAGACGUGGUCCACCUGCUCCCAGGACUGUGCCAAAGGGUACCGUACCCGCAAGCGCACCUGUGCCACGCCAGAGGGCAAGGUUGCCCCCCCAGCCUGCAGGGGUUCGCCCGUAGAGUACCAAGACUGCAACUCUAAGGCCUGCCCAGUGAGUGGAGCCUGGUCCUGUUGGUCGUCCUGGUCUCAAUGUUCGGUACCCUGUGGUGGAGGGCAUUAUCAGCGUACCCGAUCCUGUAACAACCCCAGCCCUGUCAACGGAGGAGAUAUCUGUAUUGGCCUGCACACUGAGGAAGCGCUGUGCAACACACACACCUGUGACGACUGGUGUGGGGAGAUCAGAGAGCACGAGGAGCAGCUUCGGCAGCCUGUGACUGAAAGGCUGACUGAUAGGAGAGGCGGCUGGAUGGCCUGGUCUCUGUGGUCAGCAUGUGAUGACGUAGGGCUGCAGGUACGCAGCCGGGUCUGUGGGGCUCAAGGCUCCUUCCCCUGUGUGGGAAACAGCACUGAGCACAGGGACUGCAACGACAUUCCAGUGAUUCUCCCUGCGUCUGGCUUUGAUAAGGACCAGCAAUGCAGAGCAUUCACCUCUCUGCACCUGAUAGCCACAGGUGUGUCCUGUUUCCUGGGGGCGGGCCUUCUGUCCUUCCUGGUCUAUGUGUACUGCCAGCGCUUCCACAAGCCCUCGCAGGAGUCUGCCGUCAUACACCCAACCACACCCAACCACCUCAACUACAAGGGCAACACCACACCAAAGAACGAGAAGUACACGCCCAUGGAGUUCAAGGUAUUGUCACAGACUCUGAACAAGAACAACCUGCUCCCAGACGAGAGGUCUAACUUCUACCCAACGCCCCUGCAGCAAACUAAUGUUUACACUACCACCUACUACCCCACAGCGCUGGGCAAAUACGACUACAACAGACCUGACUCCUCCCCUUCCCCUUGCAGGACCUAUAACCACAGCUGAGACACACACCCCAAGGACCUCAGCCCCACCUACCUACCCAGACUGAACUGAACUUCACCCCCAUCACCAUGGUGACAAAUGCCAUGGUGACUGAACACAACCUAAGACCUGAAUCUCAUUUUUGCUCUCUUUUCCUUUAUCCCAUGGUAUCGCCCAAAUGGUGGGGUGUGUGUGUGUGUGUGUGUGUGUGUGUGUGUGUGUGUGUGUGUGUGUGUGUGUGUGUGUGUGUGUGUGUGUGUGUGUGUGUGUGUGUGUGUGUGUGUGUGUGUGUGUGUGUGUGUGUGUGUAAGGGUAUACCUGGAACGUACUAUCAGCACUCUGUAGGGGUGGAUACAGUAUGGAUGCUGAUGCCUCCCCUAGACUCACUAAGUAGAACCAGGAACCUGAUCGUGGUACCGGACAUCACAGUGUCAACGUAGUGCUUUGAUGGAGAGCUGAAUGAUGAACUCUAUAAGACACUAUAAGCUACAGUAGGGAGUUGGACAACGACUUAUCCCUGUGGAACUUGACAACCUGAGCGCCUUACUGUAGGUGUUGUGUUGCUAUUCAGAGAGGCUAGAGGUGGCCUUAAGAAAUACUCAAAAUGGCCGCAUCUUCUCCUCUCUGGUCUGUCUGGUCACCUCUAUGAAUGAGUCUCUAUGACACCAACAUCCCCUCUGUUUGCAGCAUUUAUCCCCAUUAUUAACUCAGAAUUCUCCCAACAACAAAUGCAGUUACCCAGAACAACCCAACCGGCGCAUAUCCUGGUGUCUGUCCUUGCUUCAGUACAGUGGUUGCAAAUCGUGAGGGAACCAAAAAAAUUACUCAAUUAAUUCAAGAGAUCAACAUCAGUUAUUUUGUGUUUGGAGGUGGAUGGAUGAAUGCACUCAGCUCACCUCAUCACAUGACAUGAGGAGGACAAGAACCUGGGACUUCAGCUCUGCCAUGUUUUUGGGUGGUACUAGAGGACCAGGGGAACAGAGGCACAUCCAUGGAUGGCAGCGUGUGAUCGGUUAUGGAAAAACACUACCUAUAUUGGUCCACACAGAUACAGACAUACUCAUUGCUGGAUAGACUCUAGUUUUAAUCUGCUUAUGUCCAAACAAGGCCCCACACAUCAGGCUGCCUAGCUGUGUUAUGUAAUGUAUAGGUAGGCUUCCCAGGGAACGAUCUGAACAUGGGAUAGAGAGCUGAGAUGUCUGACUGAGAGAGUUGGAAUCAGUUGAUGGGAUACAGUAGAUACAGAUUUGGGUUGCAUCGGGUGCCUGUCUGUAUGCAACAGAGAGGAUAAUGUGGGGUCAGAUUCGAUAAAGACUUCUAGAAGGGAAUUACCUUGAUUCUAGAAGGGAAUGGAUACAUUCUACUGAGUACUGAACCUACCUACUACCGCUCAGUUUGCAGAACUGGACUUCAACCGCAUUUUGAUAUGAUAUCAUACAAGCUAGGAUAAUAAGCUAGUAGUGUGGCACCUUUUUUUAAGUGGUUUUUUUAUGAGGGAGGUUAUUUGUUUAAUGCUAGAGAGAGAACAGUAGUAUAGGAGGAAAAGUUUUAUUUCACAAAUAAAAGAUGAUUCACUUUUUACUUUCUCAUCAGUUUCACAUCACAAAAUUCAUUAUUUUUUACGUUUUUCAAAGCAGCUUAGUAGCCAAUAUGUAUCUGACAUAUUUUACAAAUCAGAACAAAAAAAUAAAACACAGAUUUACGUAGAAGCAAAUAUAAGUCUGACUGUAGCAAAUAUUAAUGGAUCCCUCUCUUAACAUUGCUAAAUCAUGCUUAGAAAUACUUUGGUAUGAGAUUAAUGUUUUGCUUGUGUGUGUAUGUUUGCUUGCUUCGUAUGUGUAUGCCUGUGAGCUUGAAUGAGGAGAGGAACAGACAACUCUAUGUAUUUUGUACAAUGUAAAUGUAUUGCUUUAUUACAUAUGACUGUAUAUGACGGGAUCUGUAAAGGACUAUGUGCAUUCUUUCACACAUUAUGAUGAUGGCACUUCUGAUGUUCCGCAGGGUUUCUGUGUGUUCCUCGUAUAAGAUGUUAAUCAUUGUAAGUUAACGAGAGCUGCGCGGUUCUCAUGGGGAAGCUUGGAUCAUAAAGGAAUUUGAGAAACACAACUGAGCUAUAUUUUCUUAUUAUGCCUGAUGUUAUGCUAAUUCAGCAGCGAUGCUUCUAGUUCCUCUCAUAGAAAUAGAAGGAUUUUAUUCUAUCAUUCUAAUUCUAUAGUUCCGCUAUAUGCACGAGAGCUCUAUCUGUACAUAAGAGACAGCCUUCAAUCUGCAGACCAUUAAUGACAUCUAAAGGUUAGUAUAAUGUAAAUGUAUAUUAUUGUAUAGCUAACACUGUUUUUUGUUUGUUUGUUUUGUUUGAAGCCUUAUAGUUGUAAAAAAGUGCAGCAGCUAUGUACACACCAACCAUGGGGUUUGUAAGGGGAUAGAGCUUGUCAUUGUGACUGGUUGACUACGGCCUAGACAUCUUUUCCAGGGAUGUAAUCAUUCCACCGAUUCUAUUACAAAAUGUUUCGCAAACUGAAGCAAACGGAAUGAAACGAAGAGGGACGUACAUGAAUUUGUCGAAUAAAAGCUCUUGUUUUGCUCUUAAACGGUUUCCGUAAUGAAUACACAACUGCUGUUUUGUUACUUUGUGCAGAUGUACAGUUUGGCUACAUCUUGUGUAGUAUCUUAGAGUAACAAAGAUAGCCUGUCGUUUUAGAGACACUCAUGCCAGUUUAAUACAGAAUCAAUGUCACCACCACAAUAAAAAAAUUAUAAUUAAAAGCCCUACCUUAAUAAAAAAUGUAAAACAAGAACGUGAUACAGCAAAUGUACAACAAAGAGUCAUGUACAGUAUUAUCAUAGUCCAUUAGCUAGCUCAAAUUAAAUAAAAGUAAUUCUGCUGUUUAGAGGACUUAAAGUAACACUUCCGUCAUGUGGUUUUCCUUUUCCCCACAUGCCUCACCCACGUUUCUUGGGUUUGUAAUUGGCUCCCCCUAAAUGGUGACUCCCUCUGAUUUGCUGGCCCUGUAGUCACUUUUGAUUGGACAAGCUGGAUGUCACAUUGUGGAGCUCUGUCCCCUGAUUGGCUCGGUGCCCUUCUAUGCAACUGACCUGUUGGUACUGUUAGAUAUGUGACGUAGACUGUAAUCACUGCCUUUUAGACACUGUGAAUUUUUUGGUACUCUAUAUUUUUGUAUAUUGUACAUUAUAAAGGAUAAUAAACCUUGAUGCCAACAU